Molecule: messenger RNA, 691 nt
Organism: Spirodela intermedia
Lineage: Eukaryota; Viridiplantae; Streptophyta; Magnoliopsida; Alismatales; Araceae
Source: the annotation of a GenBank genome assembly
AUGGCUGGUGAUGCGGAGAACGGCGGCGUGGAGGUUGCGGUAGGGCCAGUGCCGAAGCUCCAGAAGCUCCUCCAUGUCGAGUCCAAUGGCGCCUCCGAGGACGUCCCCCUUUUGAGGGUGAAGAGGCUGUCGGAGAAUGCCGUCUUGCCUUCCAGAGGGUCCCCCUACUCUGCCGGCUACGAUCUCUCCAGGUAUUCGCUCAUCGUCCUCCCAAACAUUUGAUGUUACGCUCCUACGGGUCCCUUAACGUCUCAGAUCUGAUCCGCAGCGCGGUGGACAUGAAGGUUCCAGGACGAGGAAAGGCCCUCGUUCCCACAGAUCUCAGCAUCUCUAUUCCUCAAGGGACCUAUGCUCGAAUCGGUAGGCCUCUCUGCCAUAAUCUGUAGUUGUUUCUGCCAUAUUUGCUCUGACGCUGUCUCGUUUGGGCGGGAUGCCCGAUUAUGCAGCUCCCAGGUCGGGACUGGCGUGGAAGCACUCCAUUGACGUCGGAGCAGGCGUGGUAGACGCGGAUUACCGCGGCCCCGUCGGCGUCAUCCUGUUCAACCACUCGGACGUGCAUUUUGAGGUGAAGGCCGGGGACCGGAUCGCGCAGUUGAUUAUCGAGAGAAUCAUGACGCCGGAGGUGGUCGAGGUUGAGAACCUGGACUCCACCGUCAGGGGCGCCGGCGGGUUUGGAUCCACUGGUGCUUGA